This is a messenger RNA of Durio zibethinus, 3644 nucleotides long. Lineage: Eukaryota; Viridiplantae; Streptophyta; Magnoliopsida; Malvales; Malvaceae. The record is from RefSeq and is a predicted model, not a curated record.
AAGAUAAACCAUCACGUAAGUUAAGCAUUGAAUGAUUUGAAUCCCCCACCACGGAAAGACAUAAGGGCAAUUUGGGCAUCUGAAUAAUAACCAAAAUCAGUAUUUCUAGAAGACUUGGCCUCAUCUUUUUCUUAUUCGAUAUAACCAGACAUCAGUUUUUUAAAACCCUAAUUUCACCCCUUCUUCUGCCCUCAUUUUUCUCUCAAAAAUCAAAACAAGAAACCGAAAUUAUAUCAAAUAGAAAAAAAAAUCAAUUUCUCAUCAACUCUGACUCAUAAAACUCCUUUUUAAUUUUCCGUUUAUAUUUUUUUGUUGUUUUUCUUCUCACUUUUUCCUUGUUUUUAGAUAACUUUGUCUUUGGUGAAAACUAGGGUUUGCUCCAAUGUUGGGUUUUGUGUGUUGAAAUUAGGGCCUUUUCAGAUAAAUUUUCACUUUUACCUUUUAAAGGAAGUGUGGGCUGUCGUGGCUUCCCAAAUAUAUAAUCCUGUUUUGAAGGUGAGUUUUGGUUGGAAAAGAUGUCAUCAAGGUAUCAAAUACUUGACAAUCGACCAAUUGAUCAAUGGAAGGUCACAGAGUUAAAGGAAGAACUUAAGAGGCGGAAAUUGACAACUCGGGGCUUGAAAGAUGAUUUGGUAAAACGGUUGGAUGAAGCGCUUCGAAUUGAAAGGGAAAAUACUGCAAAGGAGGCAGAUAAUGGUUUUAAUUCUGAUCCCCGGCCUAUGGUUGAGGAAGGGAUUGAAAAAGCAAUGCCAGUUGUUGCUGAGACAGCUAAAGAUGUUUUGGAUCAUGGUGGCAGUGGGAUUGAGAAGGGGAGUGGGUUCAAGGUUCAGGUUGACAUUAAUGAUAGUGCAGCUGCUUUGGGUCAUGGAGGAGUUCAAGGAAGGGACAUAGUGGUGGAAGAGGAGCCUGUUAUUCAAACCACCACUGUUCAGACUGAGAUAACAGUUACCAAGCCGGUAGUAUCUGAGGUACCAUUGAUUAGACAAGAUAUGCAGAGUUCGGGACAGGAGGAGAAUGUGUAUUCUAACAUCCAAGUAGCGUAUGACAAUCAGAAGCCCCAGGUGGAGAAUGAGGAUCCAAAUACCCGGGUGGAGAAUGAGGUUCCAAAGCCCCAGGUGGAGAGUGAGCAUCCUAAGCCUGAGGUGGGGAAUGAUGAUCCCACUGCCCAUUUGGAGAGUGUGGGUCCAAAGCCUGAGGUGGAGAAUGAUGACCCCAAGGCCUUGCUGGAGAGUGUGGGUUCAAAGCCUCAGCUGGAGAAUGAUGAUCCAAAGCCCCAGCUGGACAUUGAGGAUUCAAAGGCCCAGCUGGAGAAUGAGGAUUUAAAGGCUCCACAUGAGGAUGACAAGUGUGACUUUUCUGCUCCAAACAACCAGGUAUCUGAGGUCAGCCCUAUUUUAGGGUUUCAAGUAAAAUCUGAUUCUAUUUCUACUGAUUCUGUGUCAAUUAAUGAAAAGAUUGAACUAAAGGAUAAUAUAAUUGCUGAUAAUGUCAAAUUAGACCUAGAUGUUGUUAAGCCUUCCAGCAGUUUUGUCCCAAUUAGUGGUGAAUCACAUCCAAUGGAUGUUGAAGAUCCACUUGAGAAGAAGGCAUCUGUUGAUGAGAGAGAUGACAAUAAUGUUACAAAUGCAGACAUGAGCAAUAAAAAUGACAGUGCAGAGAUAGGGUACUCAGAAAAAUUAAAUUUAGAUAGAAGUUCGGGUGAUGACUCUAUGGAGGAGGAUGUGCUUGAGAGUAAACAAAUUGAUUCAAAAUGUAGUACUCAUGAAAUUGGAGAAAAGAGUGAGAAAAAUGAUGCACCUAUUAUCAAGGAGGAAAGUCCUGUUGAUGUUGUAGGAGAUGGUUUAUCUGCAGAUAAAAAGGACUUCUUUGUUGAGAACAAGAGCCAUUCUUCUGUUCCUGUCGAGAAAAGAAAGCUUCAUGAUCAGGAAGCUUUUGGGAACAAUGAGCCUUCAAAAAGGCGCAAAUGGAACACUGACAAUAUAAAAGCUCCAGAGCAGCAAGGCAUUAAUCUUACACCCACCACCACACCUAAAGACACUAUGCACUCUGCUGCUUUGAAACGUAACUUCUCUAGAUCAGACUCCACUGCUGGUGAAGAUACACCCAAGGAACGAGUUGUUCCACCAUCACAAAAACCUACAACCACUUCUCUCAGAAUUGAUCGUUUUCUGCGCCCUUUUACCUUGAAAGCUGUGCAAGAACUUUUAGGGAAGACUGGGACCGUCACAAGCUUCUGGAUGGACCACAUUAAGACCCAUUGCUAUGUUACUUAUUCAUCUGUGGAAGAAGCAAUAAAGACAAGAAAUGCCGUUUAUAACCUGCAAUGGCCACCUAAUGGUGGACGUCUAUUGAUGGCUGAGUUUGUUGAUCCUCAGGAAGUUAAAAUUCGGCUGGAGGGCCCACCUCAGACUCCAACUACCCCUGGGACUUCUGGUUCUACUGCUCCGCAAGCUCAACCUAUUUCUCAGCCCCAGCCCUCUCCGCGUCAACAGGUUUCUAGACAGCAGCUUCCACCGCCUUCUGCACUUCCACCACCACCCCCUUUGUCUAACCCACCACCAGUUAGAGAACGGCUUCCUCUUCCACCACCACCUCCAGAGAAACUAGAUCCUCCUAUUGUCACCCUGGAUGACCUGUUUCGCAAAACCAGAGCAACUCCUCGGAUCUACUAUUUGCCUCUGUCAGAAGAACAAGUUGCAGCAAAGCAAGUAGCUCGUGGCAGAAACACCAAGCAGUCUGCAGGUGCUGCUUAUUGGAAGGAACUAUUCCAGCCAUGCGAAGGGAACUUUUUUGGUGAUGGAUUUUGGCUUUCUGAAGGCAGUUUUGGGCUGAGUUUUUAGUUUCAUUCAGCCUUAGAAUCUUUCAAACCUAGGACUCUCUUUAGUUAUGAAUUUAGUCUCAUUUGCUCGUAUUUUGUUUCCCUAUGGAACAAUAGUCCCAACUUUUAUGAACCUAAUUUUGUAGAAUCUAACUUCUUCUGGAUGAUGUUCUGCAUACAUUUGUUUAAGUAAUGUGGAAUCCCCAAUAUUAUUAUUAAGGUCACUAAUUCAAUUUAUGCUAUGGUUUAGCUGUACGUGUAGAUUCGAGGUUCCUAGCUUUGGAAUUACUAUUCAAAAGACAGGCAUGGUGGCCUGCCGGGGCUCUGUGGAUCUAAUAAGUAAGCACAUUUUAACAUUUAAUGCUACGUGACUUUGAGUUAAGCUCAGCUGAUGUCACCGCCCAAGCAAAUAUCUAAUCACAAUCUCUGUAAUUUACCUUGCAUUUUCUUCUCAAAAUCCAUAACGUAUUGUUAAUGGGAUAAUUUGUGGAUAAGCUUGAUCCUUUUGGUGCGAAGAAUGAGUAGUUUUUAAAUACUAAACGUUAGGACCUAUUUAACACUUCAAAAUGCAUCGGAUAGACCAAUUCAGGCCUAUAAGUCUUUGUAACAUACCUUACAAAGUUAUCUCAAAAGAUCAUGGUUCAAAGACUAAGACCUUUUUUGGAUAAGUGAAUUUCACCUCUCCAAACUCACUUUGUUCUUGGCAAAAACGGUUGUGAUAACUGUACUAUCAUUCAGAAAUUUGUCCACCCAUUUAAAACUAAGAAAGAAGGAUUGGGACAUAUGAUAGUUAAAUUGGACCUGAAAAAAAGCUUAUGACAGGCUU